AUGGCCCCUAGACCAGCGUCCGAGACGUCCAAAUAUGCCAGAGAUGUGGGAAAAUUCCCCAAGAAAGUCUCCAAAGCCAAGAACAAACGCCUCCAGCAGGGCUUGAAGAAAGUUGAUCAGGAAUAUCAAGAGUUUGUGAAAUCAGCUGAAGCUACCGAUGUCUUGUUGCAAGAAGAGGCCGGUUUCUUGGAAGCCGAUGGCCCAAUGGAGAGAACAAUGAAAUUCCGUCAGGAUGAUAUUGUCGAAGCUGUGGAUGUUGGAACAGCCAACAAGAAACUAGACCUCCAACUUACCGAGUUGGGACCAUACACACUUGAUUUCAACCGUAAUGGACGUAAGCUUCUCAUUGGUGGUAAGAAAGGUCAUGUUGCCUCCAUGGACUGGCGCCUAGGCAAACUUGGCUGUGAGCUUUUCUUGAACGAAACGGUUAACGCUGUGAAGUACUUGCACAACGACAACUUCUUUGCUGUCGCGCAAAAGAAAUACACAUUCAUUUAUGACGGCUCUGGAACAGAACUUCAUAGAUUGAAAAAACAUGUGGAGCUGACUCUUCUCGAUUUCUUGCCUUACCACUUCCUUCUCGUCAGUGCCGGAUACUCUGGAAUGCUAAGGUAUCACGAUGUCUCCACUGGUGCCCUUGUCAGUGAGAUCAGAACAAAACUAGGGCCAACACAAGCCAUGAAACAAAACCCUUGGAAUGCUGUGAUGCAUUUGGGACACGGAAAUGGUACCGUCACUAUGUGGACACCCAGUCAAAAGGACCCGGUAGUGAAAAUUCAGUCUAACCGUGGUCCUAUCAGAGACCUUGCUGUGGACAGAGAGGGUAAGUAUAUGGUUGUCUCAGGAUCCGAUAAGAGAGUCAAGAUCUGGGACUUGCGUAAAUUGCAAGAAUUGGACACUUAUGUCAUUCCAACCCCUGCUAGAUCGGUCGACAUCUCAGACAGAGGUCUCAUUUCCGUUGGUUGGGGUCCACAUGUUUCUGUUUGGAAAGAUGCAUUCAAGACUCACCAAGAUGAACCAUACAUGACACACCUUCUUCCGAGCUCGAAAAUUGAAAAGAUCAAAUACGUUCCAUUUGAGGAUGUUUUGGGGAUUGGUCAUAUGAAGGGUGUUGGAUCAAUGAUUGUUCCUGGAGCGGGUGAAGCUAACUUCGAUGCUAUGGAGAUCAAUCCUUACGAAUCUGCUAAGCAGAGACAAGAGCAAGAAGUCCGCACUUUGCUUAACAAAUUGUCCCCAGACACAAUUGCAUUGGAUCCUAACUUUAUUGGUAUGGUUGAUAAGAAGGCAAGAAACGUUCGUUUGAACCAGACUCAAAUACAAGACUUAGAAGAUGAGGAGAAGAAGGAGAAGGAACGGUCAAGUAUGAAUAGUGGACCAAGCUACAAGCCUGAACAAACAAAACUCAAGAAAUACUUGCAAAAGAACAACGCCAACAUCAUGGAUGCCCGCAGAAUGAGAAUAGAAAGAAACUUGAAGCUAGAAGAAGAACGCAAGGAAAAAUUGAAGGCAAAGGAGUUGGAAGGUGAGGGCGAACCUGACGAAUUACUGCCAGCAUUGGGCAGAUUCGCCUAA
Messenger RNA from Australozyma saopauloensis, 1572 nucleotides. RefSeq lists its product as uncharacterized. The coding region runs from base 1 to 1572 and encodes 523 amino acids. Lineage: Eukaryota; Fungi; Ascomycota; Pichiomycetes; Serinales; Metschnikowiaceae. The transcript has a single exon. Gene Ontology annotation, biological process: maturation of SSU-rRNA from tricistronic rRNA transcript (SSU-rRNA, 5.8S rRNA, LSU-rRNA). The record is from RefSeq and is a predicted model, not a curated record. Gene Ontology annotation, molecular function: protein binding. Gene Ontology annotation, cellular component: small-subunit processome; 90S preribosome; nucleolus.